AUGGGCAAGAGCCGGGCGCGGCGGUUCCGCAGGGCGCCCCGAGCCCCCGCCGGCCCCGCGCAGGAGCUCCGCGGCGAGCGCGGCCCCGAGGAGGAGGCGGCGGCGGAGCUGCUGGAGAAGCUGCAGGAUCCAAGUGCUGAGGUGAGGGAGUAUGCCUGCGCCAGUAUUUCCAAGCUGUUGCAGCAGAAGCACGUCAUCCCAGCCUUUGUGCAGAGGGACGUGGUGCGCUGUUUGGGGCCCUUGCUGAUGGAUCACAGUUUAGCUGUUCGGGAAACAGCUGCAGGUGCUCUCCGAAAUCUGAGUGCUUGUGGAGGAUUUGAUGUCUGUGAUGACAUGGUGACAAACGACAUUAUGACACCUCUGGUUGCACUUCUGAAAGAGUGCAGCACUGGACUGGAUGCUAAUCUGCUCUCUCCAAAGAAAUGCAGAGGGAUCAACAAAAAUUAUAUUGAAGACAUAGCCAAUGAGGCUAUUAAUUUGCUGUGGAAUAUAUGUGAAUGCAACAAUACUGCCCUAUACAUAUUCAAUAAAGAAGGAUGUCUGGAGGCUGUGUUACAUUACAUGAAGAAAUUUGCCACAAAUGUGGAUCUUGCUAUUUCAGUAGCAAACUGCUUGCAGGCAGUGACGGAAGAUAAUCCAGAUCUUCUUUCUUCAUUUAAUGCUUCUGCACAACAAAUACUGGAAACAGUGAUGUUGUGUCCAGAGAGCACCAUGAAGCACAUCCUUCUGAGAACACUGAUAGCAGGCACUAUCUGGAAUAUAAAGGAUACCAUUCCACCAGGCAGUCUGGGAAGCACGGUUAAUGCAAUCCUGAAGAUAUUUUCAGAAUCAUUGGCAAUAGAUGCUGGUGAAACAAUUAUUCAUAUGAAUGAAGCUGAAAAAACCAGGUUAAAACUUGCUGUGGAAGCAGAAACUGAAGAAAACAUGAGUGAUACUACAGAAAACUGUGUUUUGAGUGAAGAUGAUAACAUGGAGGAAAUACCAAAAGGAAUACUCAGAAGAGAAAAUGACGUUUCAGAUUUGCUUCCAUCUGAUAAGUGGGAACUGAAAGAAGUGACAGCUUUACUGACAGCUCAGCAGACUGCUCUGGAAAUCAUUGUUAAUAUGUGCUGCAGUGAAGAUCCCUCUGAUGACGAGUGGGAAGAACUCUCCAGCAGUGAUGAGAGUGACUUGUUCAUGGAAAACUCAUACAACGAGGGGAGUGGGCUGCUGCUGUCACCCCUGUGCCUCUCUGAUGAGGUUAACUCAGCAUUUCUGAACAAUCUCAUUCCAAAGAAGAUUCUUGAAAAAACUGCUUUUCCGAACAGUGUUGCUCUAGACAUCUGUAUGCACAAUCCGUCUUGGAAACCAUUAAUUAAAAAACUGAAUACAGUGCAGUGUAGAGCUUUAACAUGUCUUCAGAGCAUUUUGUUGGUGUCAGAUGUGGAUUCUCUUGGGGGAGCUUCAGCACUUCAGUCCCUUGCACAGCAUCUCUCCCAGCUGAUCUUUUCUAAAUCAGAACUCCCUACGGACACAGAAUUCCUGGAAGCAGUAACCAGUGCUUUGAGGGCUCUCCUACAAACAAUGGCAUCAAAGAACAUCUCCCAGUGUAUGACUCCUGAGCAGCUAUUGGCUUUGUGUGAGGCUGGUAUUCAAAGCAGCAAUGCCAGUGUUAGAGUGAACGUGGUGAGCAUCCUUGGAAUUUCUGGCAGUGUCCUGGCAAAAGAACAAGAUACAGCUGAAACACUGAAGAUGAUUGGAAAAUUUCUUCUUGAGGUUGCUAUGAAGGAAUCUUCUCUUGUGGUAGCAGGGGAGGCCUUGGAUGCACUUUUUGAUGUAUUUGCAGAUGGUAAAGAAGCAGAAGAGGCAGCGUUACAGAUCAAGUUGCUUCCAACACUGAAGGAAUUUCAGCCAGUGUUCAGAAUGAGGAUGCGAAAAGAAGGCAAAGGACAAUAUAGUACUGAUCAACUGUGUGUUCUUGACAAUGUGAAGAUGAAUUUGAGAAGAUUCAUUGCAUAUCAGGAGACACUAGGGAAAACCCCAACUUGAAACAUCGAGGAACUUCUAAGGUUUUCUUUGUUAAGAAAUGUUUUCAAAAAAUAUAACUGUUUUGAACUUCCAAACGUUACUGAGCAGAGCAGUUUUGCUUUGAUGCUAGUGCUACAUUUAAUGACAGUAUCUUUAUACUUUUGGCCUGAUGCAAUGUGAAAGACGUAUCAGCGUCAAAAACCCUGUAGCAUACCCUGAGAUUGCUGGAGUGGUAAGAGGUGCUCAUUAGAUCCUGAGGUCUGUACAUAGCACCACUGUCAUUGCCUGGAUAUCUUCAUGUACCCUGGCUGAAAAUGACGCUUGUGCGAAAAAGUAAUUCUGAAAAUAUUCCUGGUCAUGUGACAGAUUGGAAAACAAAUCAAAAGCUAAAGAUCUAUUUCAGGGAAUUGAGCAGUGGGAGAAUAUUAAUUUUUUUUGAAUAUUCAGAUAUUUGCUCUUACCUGUUCCUACAAUUGCACAGGCACCUAUGGCAGACCUCCCAAAAGAAGUGUGUGACAAAUGUGUAGAUUCCUGUCAGCACUUGGAUCUGUUAUUUCAUGAGGUUCAUGAGGAGAAAAUUUUCAGAUGCAUUUAUGAUAAAUUCAGUAUGAUAGCCUUUUGCCCUGAAAAUCAGUAUGAGCACAUCCUACACUUAGACACAACUCCCUGUCUCUUUUCUUUUUGAUUUCUGAAAAUUAAGUCUCCUAUUUUAGUCUUCCUUUUAAUUCUACAUCAGGAUGAGUUUGAAUUCAGGAAAGUAGUAAACCUAACGAAGUAUUUUUUAUAAUGAGGUAUUACCUGAAGUAAAUUUAUAUUUGCUUAAAAUACCUUUUGCGAAUAUUUGUGCUGGAGAUUUUUAAGCUGUAAAAUACAGAAAAUAUUUUUUAAAAAUACCAUUGAUUCAUGAAAAUUGUAUGUGAACUUCAUAUAUCAAAAGCUUUGGUUUUGUUUGUGUAUGAGUGAGGUCCUCUCAUGCACAUUUUCAAGAAAAAGCCCUGCAACUAAGCACAAAAGCGUUUCGUUUUGCUGGGUUUAUUUUUUGAAGCAGGAGGUUUUUUCCUCCUCUCUCUCAGUGUGCUGCCUUAGCUCAGGCAUCCAGGUUUUGGCAAAUUUUUUCCCAUGUUAAAAGCAUGGAACUUUAAAAGACUAAAUUUGCUCGGUUUUUUAGAUUUCAGUCUCUUAAGAUUGGAAAGUAGACUUGAGAACUGACUGGUAACUUGCAAAUGACUGACUUUCUGAAAUCCUGACAAGGCAUUUUGUCAAAUGCGAGGGGAAGCAAAAGAUGAGUUAAAGCGUCUGUGCUGCCUGGAAGUGCUGUUACUGCUGUUACUUUACAGGAGUCAAGUGAAAUGUGUGAUGUGAUGCCUGUGAGUCGAAGGAAUGAGAGGGUGGGAUUGGGAGGGCUCCUGGGGCAUUGAGGCUGGACUAGAGAAAACCAGGAGAGGUCAAGAGGGUGGAGGGUUGAGAGCUUAUCCAGAGAUUUGGCAGGGCAGGCAGUGAAGAGGUCUGGAGUGUAACAGCUGAGGGAAGGUGGAUUAUGGCAUAAUACCUACAGUGUGUGGGUUUUAAUCCUGGUGUUAGUUAUACUUGCUGUACACUGAGGAUAGCAUACUGUUAGCCUGAUGAAAGGCAUUAGUAUCCGUUUGGAGCACUUAAAGGACUUCCAUGUGGAAAGUUCUGCUCUCGUUUUCUGGAUGUGACAUUGAAUUGCAGGAUGUUCUAGACUGGAAGAGAUCUCUGGAGGUCUCUUAGUCUAGUCCUCUGAUCAAAGCAGGGCUGAGAUGGGAGACAGGUUGUGCUAGGCCUUGAGCAUCUCCCAGACUGGAAAUUCUACAACUCUGGACAGCCUUUUCCAGAGCUUGACUGCUCUCACUGGAAAUGUGUUUUUUUCCCUUUUCCCCUUGUGCCUUGUAGGACUUUCCCCUGCUGCAAAAUGUGCCUCUUGUCCUUUGACAGCACAUCACCAAGAAGAGCCUGGCUCCAUCUCCUAACCCCCACUUGGUAGCUGAAAACAGCAAUUGUAUUUCCCUCUUCUCCAGGCUAAAUAAACCCAGCUCCCUCAGCUGUUCCUUGUACGCCCUCUCACCCUCCAGUCAUCUUAGUGGCCUUCUCCUUGACCUGCUCUACUGUGUCUUGUACUGAGAGCCCAAAACUGGACACACUACACCAGAUGUGAUCUCCUAGGGUGCUGAAUAGAGGGAAGUAAUUGGUUUUCUUGUCCUGCUGCCCAUGCUCCUGCCAGUGCAGCCUGUUAUUUGUGAACUGUUGUCACUGCAAGGGUGCACUGUUGACUUAGACUUACUGUCCACCAGGACCCUUUGGUCCUUCUCUCCAAAGCUGUUCUUCGGUCAUUCAGUCAAGAGCACUGUCCCAAAUGUAGGACUUUGCAUUUUACAAGUGUAGCAGCCAGAAUCUGUUUCCUGGGGACUGUUAGAAAACCAAAGUAUGUUAUUUUUUGGUUUGAGUUUUUCUUUUAGGCUGAUAAUGACGAGAAACAUUUCAUCUACAAAUACAAAUCUGAAAGUUGCAGAUAAUAUACAGAAGAUAGGACAUCCACUAGAAACAUGGUUUUCUUAAUAUAAUCAGUUAGACCCUGUUCUUUUUUCCUUCAAGUGAAAAAGCAGACUGACAUUUAGAUCUUAAACUAUUCUGGCAAUAGGAGUGCACAGAUAAUUUUUUUUGCUAUGCACUGAUCAGCUGAAUGUCUUGAAAAAAUAUUUUCAUAAUGAGAUUGGUGCAUAGUGUAAACCAUAUCACUUAAAGAAGAGUAUUAAUGCGUCUGCGGAAGACAAGGCAAGUUAUGAGUGAUUUAAAGAAGUCAAAUCAGGGACUAAAACCAGAUGAGAUAUAUUGGCACAAAAGAGUCCAGCUACAAGACUGGGGCUACAAAAGUUGUUCUGACACAACAAAGGAAAAUUAAGGCAGCUGCGGAAGUGAUGAUAACAUGCAAAUUAGAUGUUUUGGGGCUCUUUGAACACUGGUUUAUUUAAUCAGUCUAGGGUAAGCUUCAGACAAAGACAAGAUCCUUUACAGCCUACAAAGGGAAAAACGGAUCUUCAUACUUUGAGGGUGGCAGAAAUUGGACUGAUAUAGACAAUGAGUAGUAUAAGUAAAUAGAUACUAAAUAGAUGUAAGUGAUCUUCAUCAGUUAAUCUAAUCACACAGAUAAGACUGGUAUCAAAACAGGUAUCUGAAUUGAGUUGCUUAUUCUGGUCCCUAAGGCAUCGUCUGUCUGCUUCAGUUAAAAACCGCAGUCCUUGGAAAGUAUGGAUUGCUGCUCUACUUGUGUCUCUGUCCACGCUGAGCACAACAGACUGCUCUGACUGAGCUGUAAUACCAAAAUAGGUGCUGAAUUUACCUUGGUCUGUGGUAUCAAGUAAAGAGUGUAAAGGAGGCUGUAGGUCCUCUGCCCUGUUCAGGAGCAGCAGGACCACUGGCUUUUCUGCUGCCUUGGUCUCUGCAGCUUGCAGAAUGUCGAAUUCCCAGCUGUGGAAAUAAGAAAUUAUCACUUGUGUGGUUUUAUUCUUGCUCUCUAUGAAAAGAAACAAGUGGCAAAAUUUAAAUGUGCAGUUGUUGUUUUUACAUUGUGCCUUGACAUUCAGAAGCAGAAGAUGGCUGUAUAUCACAGUCAAGUCAAUAGUUUAACUUUUUGGGGGCUAUGGUGCGUGUUGAAGGUAAUUUUUUGCACAGUAUAGGCUUUUUUUUUUUUUUUUUAAGAUUGUCUUCUUAGGGGAACAAGAAUAACUUCAACCAAUAACACUUGGCUUGGUUUGAUGUUUGUAUUUUGAGAGACAAAUACAAAAAAAAAAUGAGAGCACAGUAAAAUUACAAAGUGAGAACCCUGUUGGAGAACAAAUGAAUUUGAAAUAAGUUUGUAGUUUAAGUAUUAUAAAAAAAAAUUCAUAUCUUGUGGAAUAUUAAUAUAAAACAACCAACCCAAAAUGCCUGUAAACUCAAGUUCUGUUUCCUUAGUGAGGGAUUUUCAAUAAAAAACCUUCCCAAGAAUUGGAUAGAAACGUCAAGCCUUACAUUUACUGUUGCAAAUUCUAAUUCAGGCAAUGGUAGUGCUAAUUGAAAAUAAUGUAAUUGUUCCUUUCUGGCACAAGUGACUUGAGCAAACAAUCUAUAUAUAGUUUGUUCUGGACAAGCUGUUAAAAUAUAUGACUAUAAGAUAAUUGGCAAAAUCUGAGGUCUGACAGCAGAUUAAGGAGCUUGAAGUUUUUCCACCAGGGCUGACACUUGGGUGUUUGAAGAAGCUUUUACUUGAGUAGUGAGGUGUGGUGUUUUUUUUUUUUUUUUUUUUUUUUUUGUCUAUUCAGAUAAUUCAAAACUGUUCAUUUUUUGUACCUUCUGGGAAGAAAAUAAAGGGAUAUAAGUCAAUUCACUUCGAUUUAAUUUUGUUUCUGUACAUUUUUUGUAAGUUUCUUGUCUCUGUGAGAGGCAUUUUGUCAAACAUACAGACAUAAUUCAGUGACCACAUAAAGCGUAGUUUGAGAUUCGCAUGCACAAGGAUAUAGGAAGAUACUUUUUUCUUUUGAAUCUUUUGGUGUUUCUACACCACCUGUAUUGUCUUGGCUAUAUUUGCUUGAGACUAAGGUUGUUAAUGAGGAAUCCUGUAAAUUAAUAUAACAAAACUUGUUGGCAUUUACGUGCUGAGUGUAAACUAAAUUGCAGAUUUUUGGGGGAAUUAGCUUUAUUAAAAAAGAAAAGGAAACAAAUUGGUUAUUUUCCUGUUACUGUAACCUUUGUAAGGGUAAAGUAUUUUAUUUGACUUACACUUUGUUACAUUUUUUAAAAAGUUUAUUAAUUGAAACUUUUUUAUUUGAAGUUUUGCUAUUCAGGGAACAUCAUUUAGACUCUUCUUGUUACCUUUUCCUGCUACACUUUUAAUUCUCAGAAUAACUGAAGAAUGUGGGGUUUGGAAAAUAGGUUAUUCAUAGUGGUUAUUCCCCAAUUCCAAGACAUGUUCAAGUCCCACCACGUUCUAUUUGGCCUUCAGUAGUAAUUUUAGGAACAGGUCCUAAUUUUCAAAGCAUUAAGUUUGUCAAUUCAACCCCCAAAUUCCACCCUCCUGCUGUGGUUGAUUUUCUCUUGGGCAAUGCAGAUCAGACAUGCUGUGACACAGCAGAGUGCUGAGGACAGUAUGUUCUUCUCUGGGAUAGUGAGGAGAAAGAAGCCAGAACUUCAGUCUUUGGUUGUCACCAGGAAAUGGUGCUAAGUCUUCUUUACAAACUGUUCACUUCAUGGAAUGCUUGAAACUGGGAUGUGACUUUUUAAUUCUAAACCCUCCACCUCCAGCUUCCUAAAGAGAAAUCAUCUCCCAUGCAAUUCUGAAAGUGGGGGAAGCACCAGGCCCUUCGUGCAAAAUGCUGGAAACUUUGUAGCUGAUAUUAAAGAUGUUUUAAGACUGUCGUAUGAAAACACUAAAAAUAAAACCGAGUCUGA
Messenger RNA from Hirundo rustica (Barn swallow), 7452 nucleotides. RefSeq names its product HEAT repeat containing 3 (gene HEATR3). The transcript has 15 exons. Gene Ontology annotation, biological process: protein import into nucleus; ribosomal large subunit biogenesis. Lineage: Eukaryota; Metazoa; Chordata; Aves; Passeriformes; Hirundinidae. The record is from RefSeq and is a predicted model, not a curated record. The coding region runs from base 1 to 2028 and encodes 675 amino acids.